Laccaria bicolor S238N-H82 is the source of this 735-nucleotide messenger RNA. RefSeq lists its product as uncharacterized. The transcript has 7 exons. The record is from RefSeq and is a predicted model, not a curated record. NCBI's taxonomy places the organism in Eukaryota, Fungi, Basidiomycota, Agaricomycetes, Agaricales, Hydnangiaceae. The coding region runs from base 1 to 735 and encodes 244 amino acids.
AUGCUCGCUACCCAUGUUUGGCGCCCUCUAAGUGACUCGUAUGGACUCGAAGUGUUCAAACUUUGCGCGCCAUUAGACGGUCACAUAAAUGACCAACUGCCGCAAACAAUUGUGGCGGCGAGCUUUGCGCCCAUAGGCGCGCUGCAGUGGUUAUUUGGAGAUGAUGCCUGCAUCAGCAAGACCACAAAUUGUUUGGCGACGCUUGGCGUGCUCGGUGAGCUUGGGGCGCUUGCCAAACAUCCCAAAAUCGAAGCCCAUAACAUCCAGCCACAAAUGCUAAAAAAUCCCUCCCAAAUACAUAUUGAAGGUGCCAGUGAGGACCAUGAAGGAAGGUGUCUAAAUGAGGAGGUGAUGGUAGUGGUGGUGCACGGCAGUGUAGUAGGUCCAUCUGGAAUCAUUGUAAACCUGAACCCGAUUGGAUUUCCUGUGGACAGAGGGGAGAUGAUAAGUCUCCCCAUCAGUCCCUACUUUACCAUCCCCCACAUAAUCCACAUGGACUCCACUGGAUUCCACUGGAUUCCACUGGAUUCCACUGGACUUCACUACAUACUGGCAAUAUCCACAAAACUGGACUCCCAGCACAAAACUGGACUCCACUGGACUGCAAGCACAAAUCUGGACUGGACUGGACUGGACUGGACUGCAAAUUACAAAACUGGAUUCCACUGGACUCUCCCAACACAAAACUGGACUGGACUGGACUGCCACAGACCUAAGUUAAUCCAGAAUUCCUGA